Messenger RNA from Spodoptera exigua (beet armyworm), 435 nucleotides. NCBI's taxonomy places the organism in Eukaryota, Metazoa, Arthropoda, Insecta, Lepidoptera, Noctuidae. The record is from the annotation of a GenBank genome assembly.
AUGUUAUUUAAAUCGACUGAUAUGAGGUUUAAGAGACCUAAAGUUAUCGACAUAGCCCAAAGGAUUAGCAAACUGAAGUGGCAGUGGGCAGGUCACAUCUGUCGAAGAAUCGAUGACCGCUGGAGUAAACGUGUUCUAGAGUGGAGACCACGUCUAGGCAAACGUAGUGUAGGGCGCCCUCCAGCUAGGUGGACUGACGACAUCCGCAGGGUGGCUGGGAGUGGUUGGAUGAGAAGAGCUGAACAUCGAGCUCAGUGGCGUGCAAUUGGGACAUACGCCUCCUAUGUGACUGAAAACGAAUCUUCACUCGAUGCUGAACUUGAUCCCAUCUAUAUUAUUAUUAAUAUUAUAAAGAGAUCUUUGGAUCCGAAGCUGCAUCUGACGGAGGGGGUGGCGCCAGCAGCGGGCCGUCUAGGGCGACAAAGGAUCCAGUAA